CAGCUAGGAAGAGGCCUUUCCCUGACUGAAUGACGAGCGAGAUGAUUAUCUGUAUUUUGUUGUACGUCUUUUGCGGGAAUGAGAUGAAAGGUGCAUAUACCAACACAGUAUAUCUGUCUCCCGCAAAAGUUGUCGCCGUGGAGAAUACAAGUGUUACACUAACGUGUUCAAAGACAAAUGGACCACUCCUGGAAACUCGGUGGAGUAACUCACAGAUUGAACACCAAAACGCAAAUCUUUAUCUAAACAAUGGGCAAUGCACGAUGACAAGAUUUUUGAAAGACAGUGACCUUUUUGAUGGUAUAUGUAAUGGUAAUGGAACCUAUUCUGUACUUCUCAAAAGAGUAGACCGAUUACAACAUGUUGCUAUAUGGAGAUGCAGAGAGGUCAUAGAAUAUAGUAAUGGAGUCACCAUUAAUGCAUUAGUUCCUGUAUCAUCAGUUGAGAUAACGCCAUUGGAAAACAGAGACGACACAAUAAUGGAAAACACAAGUACGACGUUUCAAUGCAAGGCUUCAGCAAGCCGACCAGUACCAACUAUUUCCUGGUUCCUUAGAAACCCGAGUUAUCCAGAUCUUAUUAACAUUACAAAUGAAACAAGACAAUCCCAUCUGUUCACUUAUAGCGAUACCGAACUUACAGAAGUAAUAAGUAUACUAAACUAUACUUUCAAUAGAAAUUUUAAUGGAUGGUUCAUAUACUGUGUAGCAUCAAAUCUUCCUAGUCGGAAUGUUACAUCUACGAAAAAUGAGCUGAAUAUAUCGUUUCCACCUGACGGACAACCGACAAUAACCGGCAUAAAACAUGACAGCAUCUACCGCAUUGUCGAAAACGAACAAGGGACUUUAUCUUGCUCUGUGACCGGAGGAAACCCUGUGGCAACAUUAAAGUGGCAGUGUUUCAAUAGCAAUGUUUCAGACAUCAGAAAAAAUAGAAGCGUCACAAGUAAUGUCACGUGGACCGCUCAACGUUACCAACACAACAAGUCAUGUAAAUGUGUUUCAAAACAUGCGUUUGGAGAGAAUACAGUGUCCGUAAUUGUCGCGGUUUUGUAUCCGCCUGACACGCCUAGAUUUAGAAUAGGUGAUGACUAUAUCAGUCGAGUAGUUCAAAUGGUACAGAACAAUUCACUGAUUCUUGUUUGUGAAACAAACAGUAAUCCAGAUUCAGAAUACUCGUGGAACAAUAAAAUACCAGGUCAAAUAUUAAGUGUUUCCAGUGUUCAAAAUCAAGAUGCAGGAGAUUACAUCUGCAAUGUGAACAAUACAAUGAUUGAUUCACAUGGAGUAACGUAUUCAGGAAGCAACACUGCGAGUAUAACACUGCAAUUACUAUCUCCAGCGAAAGUAGGCAACAUGACAAACAUUACUAUCAACGAAGGAAGAACUUUCAAUAUCACUUGUCCUGUAAUACCUGGCAACUCUCUGAUUACAAGUGUGAUAUGGUCAUCAGGAGGAGCGUUUGUAGCCUCCAACAGCCGUAUUAUAUAUAUACCAAAUAUUUCAAGAGAUGACGAUAGGAUUUAUAUAUGUUCCAUCAAAUCAAAGAUGAUACCAAGCAUAGGCCCGACAGUAGAACAAAUUACACACGGACAAUUUCAUCUCAUCGUGAAUUAUAAAGCAUCAGUUUUGCAAUUCUAUGUUGGAGGGUCAACGGAGAAAAACAACUAUACAGUAAAUGAGACCGAUAACGUGACAUUCUGGUGUAACAUUGAAAGCAAACCUCAGCCUAAUAUAAGUAUAUCUCAUAAUGGCAAGGUACUCCACGUAUCUGUUGGCAACAAUAGUGUAGCCUAUACAAGGAACAAUAUACAGUGUAAUGAUUUCGGCAAAUAUAUUUGUUCAGGCAUGAACGAAUACAAUAAUGGAACACCUUCAGCAAGAAAUCUAACCAUUAAUGUUAACUGCUCACCUCGUCCUUCUCCUUUCGUUGAACUGAGGAAGAGGGUAAAUGGGCUAAAACAUUUCCCAGCAACACUGAGAUUUACAGCGCUAGCAUUUCCCGAGCCAGGUCCGUCUGGAUUUACCUGGUAUUACUUAAAUGGAUCAAGUAGGAUUACACUUACAAACAGUCACAAUGUGGCGAUUUCAAGUUUAUUUUCACAGUCCAGGUUGACCAUAAUAAACGUAACACAGUCAAACUAUGGACAGUAUUUUCUAAGGAUAGCAAACCCACAUGGUGUUUUUGAGCAGAGAUUUAUCUUGGAGCCAUAUGUUUAUUCAACUUAUUCAUGCAAUCUUGCUGAUUCAUUAAACACCGGGGCUUUUCUUGGUGUAGGAUUUGGUACUUUCGUAACCACCCUUUUUAUAGUUGGCAGUGUUUUGGUCGUUUACAAAUAUAUGAGACGGAGACAUAAAAAACAACGAUCUGGUCAUAAUACCCAAUGUCGAUAUACGGAAAGAACUACAUCAUCUACUAAGAAAAAUAAAGAAACAAUAGAACAUGAGCAGAUAGCAAUGAGCCAAGCAGAGAUAAGGGUUUCUGCUGCAAUCAAUGGAGAAGCCGCAGAAGAAAAUGACUCUACACCAAAGUAUGAAGAAUUAGACAUGAAACAAAAAGACAGAGACCAGUAUAGUCAGCUUCCUGCACUAUAUGAGAAAACGGCUGAUGUCACAAGAUGUAGAAAUACAGACAUGAUUAUCAAAAACACCGAAACAAGCCGGGAUAUACAAGACUAUAUAAAUAUCAGAAUAUAAAAACACUAAUUUUCAGUCUCUUAUAAAUGAAUACGUAUUUGUAAACAUAAGCCGUUUUCCCUACAAUCGAUGUGGAUAAUGCUGUAUUCAGAGAUAAGUGUGUUUGGAAAUAAGAAUUUUGUCUUACACAGUAUUACACGAUAGCAAUAAUAGUAAUGUAUCAUUAUUUAAGUCUCAACUAUAUACAUACAUAAGAUACAAGUAGUUAUUGUAUAUUUACAACAUAUCAAAUGUAUAUUGCAUUCCUUACUGGAAACAUAGAGACUAUCACAGGUUAUAAUUAAAAGCAUAAAGUACAUUAUAUGAACAGAAUAAUAACUAUACUUACAAACACUAAAUACAUAUCUACAUGGUGUAAAACAGGAGAAGCGUUGCUAAGUGACAACUGCCUUGAAAAACAUGAUUAGAAGCUGAAAAUGAAUGAAAGGUUAUGAAUGAAAAGUAUCAUUGAUGAAAGGCAACACAAAACACGUUGAUCAGAUGACAAUGAAUCGGAUUAGCAAAGUUAUCUCAGACGACAUAAAAUUUCAAUCUGUCAAUUUGAACAUUGCUCAUUAUGAAUAUACUGUAUACUAGUUGAUGAUAUACAUAUAAAAUAAACGGGUUUGUAUUAUAAGAUUGCAGGUUUUUGUCCAAGGUUGGUAUCUGAGUUUGAAACCAUGAAGUUAAAUAUAUCAAAGUAACGUGUCAUUACAUACUGCUGCACGAUUAGGCAAUUGUUCUCUUACACUACAUUGCACUGGGCAAUGAAAUAAAACAUGGUAUUCAAUUUCAACAUAAUUACAGAAGGGAUGUAUUCUAUCGUUGAUUGGUAACUAUACGUUGAUUGACCAGAGUUGCGUUCAAAGCUAACACACGCGGCCAGUAAAGUGAGGCAGACGACAGAUAUUUUUAAUUAUCACCAAAUAUACUAUAUCAUUAGCAUAACUAGAAAAAAGGUCUGUUAUGUACUGUAUUAAUGCAAAGAAAAGGUACGGGAACCCCAUAAUGGUAAACUUCAACUAAAAGUCUUGUAACUGGCCAAACAA
Molecule: messenger RNA, 3724 nt
Organism: Mercenaria mercenaria
Lineage: Eukaryota; Metazoa; Mollusca; Bivalvia; Venerida; Veneridae
Product: synaptogenesis protein syg-2-like
Exons: 12
Coding region: 30-2696 (888 amino acids)
Biological process (GO): cell-cell adhesion
Cellular component (GO): cell-cell junction
Molecular function (GO): cell adhesion molecule binding
Source: RefSeq, a predicted model, not a curated record